Messenger RNA from Paraglomus occultum, 671 nucleotides. NCBI's taxonomy places the organism in Eukaryota, Fungi, Glomeromycota, Glomeromycetes, Paraglomerales, Paraglomeraceae. The record is from the annotation of a GenBank genome assembly.
AUGCAACGACCCUACCGAUCCGUGUUGCGUUGGCGGAAGCAUUUCUCCGUGCUGUGGAAGCAGUGACCCGUGCUGUGGAAGUAGUGAUCCGUGCUGUAAUAGCAAUGAUCCUUGCUGUAAUAGUACUGAUCCGUGCUGCGGAAGUAGUGAUCCGUGCUGUAAUAGCAAUGAUCCGUGCUGUGGAAGUAGUGACCCGUGCUGUGGAAACAGUGAUCCGUGUUGUAAUAGUAUUGAUCCCUGCUGUGGAAGUAGUGACCCAUGCUGUGGAAGCAGUGAUCCGUGCUGCGGAAGUAGUGAUCCGUGCUGUGGAAGCAGUGAUCCGUGCUGUGGAAGCAGUGAUCCGUGUUGUAAUAGUACUGAUCCCUGCUGUGGAAGUAGUGAUCCGUGCUGCGGAAGUAGUGAUCCGUGCUGUGGAAGUAGUGAUCCGUGCUGCGGAAGUAGUGAUCCGUGCUGUAAUAGCAAUGAUCCGUGCUGUGGAAGUAGUGACCCCUGCUGUGGAAGUAGUGAUCCGUGUUGUGGAAGUAGUGAUCCGUGUUGUAAUAGUACUGAUCCCUGCUGUGGAAGUGGUGAUCCGUGCUGUGGAAGUGGUGAUCCGUGCUGUGGAAGUGAAAGUGGUUCCAUCUAAGCACGACACGAACGUCUUGGAGCAGGAAGCAUGCAAAGCAGUCUGA